AUGAGGAGACCAACCCUUCAUGGUAACGAGUUUGUCUCAGCAGAGCACAUACUACGAGCAGCUCUGGAAGAUGGACCCAUAGGGUUCAUGCUGUUGGAGGAGCCACCAUCAUCACUCCCAGCCUUUGGUUUUGUACCUACAGGCGCAGACAAAGGAGUCGAGAUGGAGGUGGAGGUAGAUAAGGUGGUGACGGCUGCAGACAUACCAAAGCCAUACCAACACCUGCGAGAUGUGUUUGAUGAGGUGGAAGCAGACAAGCUGCCCCAUCAUACCGAGCAUGAUCUCCACCUCGAGUUGAUAGAAGGAGGGAAGCCACCUCAAGGGCCCCUAUACCUUAAGGGACCCAAGGAGAUGUCCGAGUUAAGGAGGUACUUGGAUGAGAACCUCGAGAAGGGGUUCAUAAGACCAUCGAAGAGCCCGGCACGAUCACCAGUGCUCUUCGUACCAAAGAAGGAUGGAGGUCUCAGACUCUGUGUGGACUACAGAGGUCUCAACAAGAUCACUGUCAAGAACAGGGCACCAUUGCCCCUCAUCGAGGAGCAGCUGUUCUUACUCAGGAAGGCAAGGAUCUAUACCAAGCUAGACCUUAGAGCAGCAUACAACCUCAUCCAGAUUGCUAAAGGAGAUGAAUGGAAGACAGCUUUUGGCACUCAGUUGGGACUCUAUGAGUACCUAGUGAUGCCCUUUGGCCUAGCCAAUGCUCCAGCUCACUUCCAGUCAUUCAUCAAUGACAUCUUCCGAGACAUCAUUGGGAUAUAUGUGGUAGUAUACCUAGAUGACUUCCUGAUCUUCAGUGACACUGAAGAAGCACAUGUGAAGCAUGUCACUGAGGUCCUCACUCGCUUAAGGAGCAACAGGCUCUUUGCUAAGCUGUCAAAGUGUGAGUUCCACACCAAGACAGUCGAGUUCCUGGGGUACAUCAUCAAGCCGACAGGCAUAGAGAUGGACCCAGAAAAGGUGUGCACUGUCAAGGAGUGGCCAAUGCCAGAGUCAAUCCAUGACAUCCAAAGGUUCCUGGGUUUUGCCAACUUCUAUCGAAGGUUCAUAGCCCACUUUGCUCGCAUAGCCAAGCCCUUGACAGCACUGGUAAAGCCUAUAGAACGGUUCAAGAAGUUCGAGCUACCAGAGGAGGCCCAACAGGCCUUCACAUCAGCAGGAGUGCUUCAGCACUUCGACUACCACCUUCCAACAAGGUUGGAGACUGAUGCAAGUGACUUUGCUAUAGCAGGAGUACUCAAGCAGGAGCAUGAAGGACGAUGGCAUCCAGUGGCCUUCUACUCUAGGAAGAUGUCUUCUGCCGAGAAGAACUAUGAAAUCCAUGACAAGGAGCUCCUAGCUGUGUACUUCAAGUCACAGAGACGCAUCACAGGUCGACAGGCUCGAUGGGCCAUACUACUAGCAGACUUCGACUUCAUAUUGCAGUAUCGACCAGGAGACAAAGGUGGUGAACCCGAUGCUCUCACCAGAAGGACAGACAUGCAACCAGCUGGUGAAGAGCAGGAUCACAAUGUGAGGCAACUACUGCCUCCUCGAGUGUUCAAGGAGACAGCAGACCAUGACUCGACCCUAGUGGCCCCUAUGCUCUCGAUGGAGUCCAUAACAUCAAAAGGUCUCAAAGACCUGGUCAAGAUCUUCCAGCCCUUAGACCAAGAGCUACAGGAGAUACAUAGGAAGAAGCCCUUCGAACUCAAGGACGACCUAUGGUACAGUGGAGGAAGUGCCAAAGAGGUAGAUGGACAGUCUCUCUCUGUAGAGCAUCUGCGAUUCAUGGUGAUGACCCAAUGCCAUGAUGGUAUCACUGCUGGACACAUAGGAAGAGAUGCUACCAUCAAGGCAGCUCAACGACAUUACUGGUGGCCAAACAUGACAGCUUGGAUUGCAGACUAUGUAGCAAGUUGUCCUGUAUGUGCUAGGUACAAAGCUCCUCGUCAUCGUCCAUAUGGUUUGCUACAGCCACUAGCAACCCCAGACAGGCCCUGGGGCUCCAUAUCCCUCGACUUCAUUGAAGGACUACCACCAUCGAAGAAGUAUGACUCCAAGACCUAUGACUCUAUCCUAGUCAUCGUCGACAGGUUAACCAAGUUUGCCAUACUAGCUCCAACCCAUAAGACAGUCACGGCCAAACAGACUGCAGUAUUGCUAUAUGGACACAUGGUUAGACUCUUUGGAUAUCCAGAUCACAUGGUCUCGGACCGAGGCAGGCAGUUCAUAUCAGGAGCAUGGAAGGCAUUUGCAGAGCAAAUGGGUGUGAAGCACUCACUUAGCACGGCUUACCAUCCUCAAACUGAUGGUCAGACAGAGAGAGUCAAUCAGGUCAUAGAGCAAUACCUCAGGAUGUACUGCAACUAUGAGCAGAAUGACUGGGCCAACCUGCUGGACACUGCGGCCUUUGUAUACAACAACAUGGUCCACAACAGCAUUGGUGUCUCACCAUUCUUUGCAUGCUAUGGAUGGAACCCCAAAGCUCAUCCUGACAUCCCUCAACGACUAGGAGUCAAUGAUCCAGGUCGCUUCGAGUACCUCAUGGAUGGAAAGGAGCGUUGCAAGUACCUCCAGGAGCAGAUCAGAGAGGCACAAUGGAGAUCAGUAGACCAGUAUAACAGGAAGCACAAGGACAUCGAGUUUAAGGUGGGUGAUAUGGUCUAUAUCAACCGUCGAAACUGGAAGACAUGGAGACCCACACCCAAGUUAGAUACCCAGUUUGCAGGACCCUACCCAGUUCAGGAAUGGCCAGCAAGAACAAGUUCUCUUCCUCAACAUGCUGAACAGCCCACCAUACCAUCACUUCCAGAUGAGGACCUCGACUUUGAAGUUGAAGCACUCAUCGACAAGCAUUCACACAAUGGGACUACAGAGUACAAGGUGUUGUGGAGAGGGUACUCAGAGGAAGCUGCUUCAUGGGAACCAGUAGAGAACCUCAACUGUCCCGACCUCAUCCAGGAGUAUGAGGUGUCGGAGGGGGGACGAGUGAGUAGACAAAGUAGAGAAAGGAGGAGAGAACAGGAGGAGUAG
Molecule: messenger RNA, 3012 nt
Organism: Ustilago hordei
Lineage: Eukaryota; Fungi; Basidiomycota; Ustilaginomycetes; Ustilaginales; Ustilaginaceae
Exons: 4
Coding region: 1-3012 (1003 amino acids)
Biological process (GO): DNA integration
Molecular function (GO): nucleic acid binding
Source: RefSeq, a predicted model, not a curated record